This is a messenger RNA of Rubroshorea leprosula, 895 nucleotides long. The record is from the annotation of a GenBank genome assembly. Lineage: Eukaryota; Viridiplantae; Streptophyta; Magnoliopsida; Malvales; Dipterocarpaceae.
AAUUCAUUAAACCCAACAACAAUAAAAUCUAGCAGCUAGCAAUGGAUAAGGAAGUGAUUUUACUAGAUUUGCAGCCAAGUCCUUUUGCAAUGAGGGUGAAGAUAGCUUUGGCAGAGAAGGGAGUAGAGUUCAAGUCAAAGGAAGAGGACUUGAGCAACAAGAGCCCUUUGCUUCUGGAGAUGAAUCCUGUUAAUAAGCAAGUUCCUGUCUUGAUCCAUAAGGGGAGACCCAUAUGUGAAUCUCUUAUCAUUGUUCAGUACAUUGAUGAGAUUUGGAAUCACAAAUCUCCAUUGUUGCCUUCUGAUCCUCACCAGAGAGCUCAUGCCAGGUUUUGGGCUGCUUAUGUUGACAAGAUUUAUACUAUAGGACGCUCAUUCUGGACAUCCGAAGGUAAAUCUGAGGAGACAACAAAGGACUUGCUAGAGUGCUUCAAGACAUUGGAAGGAGAGCUUGGGGACAAACCUUACUUUGGGGACAAAACCAUGAACAUCGUCGACAUAUCUCUUAUUCCAUUCUCUACCUUCUUCUACACAUUAGAGAAGUUUGGAAACUUCAGCAUGAAAGCAGAGUGCCCCAAGCUGGUGGCAUGGGCCAACAGAUGCAUGCAAAAAGAGAGUGUGUCCAAAUCUCUGUGUGACCCCUUCAAGACUUACGAGGUUGUUAUGCAGAUAAGAAAGAGGCAUGGAAUUAAGUAAUAAAUAACUAUCACUGUGCCAUUGGUAUUUGGUCAUUUUUAGAUUCUAGAUCAAAUAAUAUGCAUAAAAUGACUCAUGUGGAGAAGUGAGUUUUACUAGUUUUUGGGUUGUUGGGUUAAUUAAGAUUAGUAGUGGAUUUUGUAUCAUUAUCAGUGUCCCAAAAUGGUCAUGAUGAAUUCAAAUAAAAUUUGUCUCAUCAA